AUGGCCGCGCCGCUGAUGCGCAACGCCGUCAAGCGCCCCGGCAGCUCCUCCCGCGCCCUCCCGGCUCUGCUCCGACGAUGCCGCUUGGCCGUUUGCAUCAGCAGCAGCAUCAGCAGCAGCAGCAGCUCCGCGGGGGCAGACGUCAAGCCCGCCACGCACCACCACCUCGCGCCGGAACCCGCGCCCCCAGAGGUGCUGCUGCAGCUGCCGCGGUCCUCAACGCACGUACGCCUCGCCAGACCCGCCUUCGACGCCACGAGCCUUCGCUGGGUCGGGGGCAGAGGCGAGAAGAGCCCGGAUCCCAACAAGGCCAAGCUCGGAAAGACUCUCAGGAUACUCCAAGAACGCCUGCCGACCCUCCUGCAGUCCCCGCUGCCCCAAGAGAUCCUCGCACCGAACAUCGCCCUGCAGCUCUUCCCCACGACCCAUCCUCACCUCCCCACCGUCUCGGGCCGGGUCGCAUACAACGCCGCGCUCUGGACAUCCCCCAUUGCGUGGAACCGCGUCCCCAUCAUCGGCAACGUCAGGCUCGAGAUUCUCGCCGAGCGCAUGACCUCGGAGCCCCUGACCUUCCUGCCCCGGCGACCCGGCGCCAUCCCCGAGCAGCUCGUCGUCCGUUGGACCCUGUGGGGCGGCAGGGGCGCCGGCGUCGAACCCAACAAGGCCUUUACCGGCCUCUUCACCUUUGACUUCGACGCCCAGGGCAGGAUCCUAACCCACACCAUCGAGCAGGCCCAGGAGGGCGGCGACUGGGAGCGAGGCGUGGGGGCCAAGUUUGUCGGGCUGACGGACUGGCUUCUCGGAGGCAUGAAAGACCCGGAUGAUACCCCAAUACCAGUGUUUGAGAAUCUCAAAAAACGACGCGAGAAUUGA
This is a messenger RNA of Hirsutella rhossiliensis, 873 nucleotides long. Its product is annotated as mitochondrial protein. The coding region runs from base 1 to 873 and encodes 290 amino acids. The record is from RefSeq and is a predicted model, not a curated record. The transcript is spliced from 3 exons. Lineage: Eukaryota; Fungi; Ascomycota; Sordariomycetes; Hypocreales; Ophiocordycipitaceae.